Molecule: messenger RNA, 1287 nt
Organism: Hevea brasiliensis (rubber tree)
Lineage: Eukaryota; Viridiplantae; Streptophyta; Magnoliopsida; Malpighiales; Euphorbiaceae
Exons: 1
Coding region: 1-1287 (428 amino acids)
Source: RefSeq, a predicted model, not a curated record
AUGGACCGGUUAACGACCCGAAACAACCCAGUACUCUGUUCGAUCCUCAAUCCGCAGCAUUCCCAGAAAUUGAACUCUCUUAAAACCCUAACAAUGGCGGUGGCCGAGUCUCAUUCCAAGCGACCCACUUGCCCAUCUUGCUCCAAACCAUCCCGUCUCUGCCUUUGCACUCGGAUACAGAACCCGGGUGGUAUUGAUAACAAGGUGAGUGUAACCAUUCUUCAACACAGUAAAGAAACAAAGCACCCUCUUAAUUCUGUUAGGAUUGCAAAACUGGGGCUUAGCAAUCUCACUGUGGUUACUGUUUCCGAUGUUAAUUUCGGCGCCCAGUUUGUUAUCCGGUUGAUAGAGUCUGAUGGAGUUCCGGAUAGGAAUCAAACCCAGAAACGAAAGCUUGAGGAUAUCUGUGGUUUGAUUUCAGGUAAAGAAAAUAUGGGUGAAGGAUGUGCAAAGUGUUCAAAAGAGAAAGGUUGUAAUCUGGGUGAUGCUAAAGGAGAAUUCAAUUCUGCGCAUGAUUCAGAUUUGUUGGAGAGUUGUGGCUUAGUUUUGGGGACAGAAAAUGAGUCACGAAGCAAUGAAUGCAUCAGUGCAAAUUCUUCAUUUUCUGCAGAGAUAUAUUCCACUCUAAAUGAAGCUGUAAUGGCUAACAGAUUUGAUGUUGAACAUGUGUUGCGAGGUGCUGAAGAACCAGUUAUAUGUGCUACCAUUGGCAAACAUGGAGUCAUUAGUCAUCUUGAAAGUAAAUGGAAGCCUUUUCAAACUGAAGCACAAGAAAGGCCAAACUUUGAUCAAUUUUUGGGCUCUCAAUUGGCUGUAGAUGCUUUGGCAAAAGGGUUCAUGGUAAAAAAGUUGCAGAAACGGAAGCUGAAAGAGAGCAUGAAUUUGGAAGAGUAUGAAGAGUUUGAACUUGUAGUUCCUCCUGGAUCAGUACUUUUAUAUCCAAGUGACACAGCAGUUGGCGCUGAUGACCUCCAAGCAAUGAAUAUUGGGGUGAAGAAUUUGAUUGUUUUGGAUGGGACAUGGGCUAAGGCGAAGAGGGUGUAUAAAGAGAAUCCCUGGUUGAGGCUUUUGCCGCAUCUGAAGUUGGUUUUGGAUAAACUGAGCUUGUUUAGUGAGGUGAGACGUCAGCCAAAAGCUGGCUGUUUGUCUACCAUUGAGAGCAUUGUUUAUGCACUGAAGGCAGUAGGGGACAAUCCAGAGGGUCUGAAUAAUCUUUUGGAUGUUUUUGAGUCCAUGGUUGGAGAUCAAAGGCGAUGUAAAGAUGAGAAUUUGCAGUCUGAUCAUUGA